Messenger RNA from Cajanus cajan (pigeon pea), 1104 nucleotides. RefSeq lists its product as uncharacterized. The record is from RefSeq and is a predicted model, not a curated record. Gene Ontology annotation, molecular function: mRNA binding. Lineage: Eukaryota; Viridiplantae; Streptophyta; Magnoliopsida; Fabales; Fabaceae.
AACACGCUUAAAAAACACACACAAACAUAAUUUUAGUUUAUUUUUAACUUUUCUCGCUUUUCAGUUUCUCAAUUUCUCCCUCGUUUCUUUCCUUUGUAAGCAAACAGUGUUAGGUCUUCUCUGUCUCUGAGGUCGACGCUGCUUCAACGUCUUUGCUUCAUUCGAUUCCAAUUCCAUGACGACACCAUCUUCCUCAGCUUCGGAAUCGCAAUACACUUAUUCCAACCCCUCUUACUUCCCAGUGCCCUUUCAUCUACAGCAACCUGCAACCACUCAUUACGCUGCACCCUAUGUUGCCACUCCGUCCGUGCAACCUCCCAUCGUUGGUCCCGCUGCGCCUGUGGCGGGUGUAUACUCCACCGUGCCACAGUAUCAGGCACAACAGUUAUUUGAGAGGGAUGCACAGAUAAUAACGCCGGAGGCUCUUGAGAAUGUUAAGGCAGCGAUUGCGAGUAGUGAUGUAGAGCACAAAGCAGAUAGCAAAAGGAAAGCGGUUCCUCGCAAGGUUGCUGGCCAAUCAUGGGAGGAUCCUAUCCUUGCAGAGUGGCCAGAAGAUGAUUAUCGGCUCUUUUGUGGCGAUCUCGGUAAUGAAGUGAAUGAUGAUGUUCUUUCAAAAGCAUUUUCACGGUUCCCUUCUUUUAACUUGGCACGAGUUGUCAGAGAUAAGCGGACUGGUAAAACAAAAGGUUAUGGAUUUGUGAGCUUUGCGAAUCCUGCUGACCUUGCUGCUGCACUUAAAGAAAUGAAUGGUAAGUAUGUUGGAAAUCGGCCCAUAAAACUUCGCAAGAGUAAGUGGAAGGAGAGGACGGAUUAUGAAGCACUGGAAAAACAGAAGAACCACAUUCAAAAGAAACAGAAGCUGUCAAGGAAAGGUGUGCUGCACAAGUGACAAAAGCCAUAAUCUGUAUAAAUCAGAUUACCAACUUAUUAAGUAGAACACUGUUUUCAAAAUGCUGUCUUGUUCAAAAGAAGGCUUGUCCUUCAGAUAUUUCUUUCCAUGGAACUGUUUGCAGAGGAGAGUUGUGAGGCAUCUCGAUAUACCAAACAUGUAAUCUAUUUGCAAAAUACUAUGCUUUUUAAUAUAGGAGCAAAUUCAAUGUCUCA